CAACGGUUACUGCUGAGGCUACGAGAGAGUUUGACGUAGCAAUCAUAAAUACUUUUGAGGCCAUCAUCGGCUGUAAGCUAUCUGAGCAACAAAGGGUAAAACUCUCCUUUCGAUUCAGUCAAGGUGGAUUCGGUUUAUCUCAAAUGAGUGUUACUGCUCCAUGUGCUUUCUUGGGAGCUUGGGCGAGCACUCUACACCAGCUUCCUUUGAGAGUGCCCUCUUUAGCCUCUUUCUGUGAUACAGUCAUUACUCCAGCUAGGAUUUGUGAUGAUAGGGCUCCUUCAGUCUAUUCAAUCGCCGACCACCUGAUCGAUUCACUUCAGGAAAUAAAACUUUUUCACACUGAUAGACAAUCUUUGAUCUCUUCAUUGGCAGACUUGCCUAAUCAACCCUUCAAACUACAAUCCAGAUUGUACUCUCGCCACCUUGACACUCAAUUUCAGACCUUCCUGAAAGGCUGUUCAUCUGAAUAUGAUAAGGCAAGAGUCAUUAGCUGCGGUGGGCCUAUUGCUGGGAGCUGGCUGGACGUUAUACCAAAUACGCAGGAAUUCACUAUGAGUAACAUGGAUUUCCGUGUUGCUUCUUUGUUGCGACUUGGUGCUCCUCUGCCAGAAUUACAAGCGUUAGACAACUGCAUUCCUCAAUGUAAACAACCUCUUGACAGUAGUGGCUACCACAUACUAACGUGUAAAUGGGGAGGGGGAAUCAUUCGACGCCAUGAUCACAUUGCAGAUUGUUUAUACAAAAUGCUUACCUCUGUUGGAUAUCGAUGCAGAAAGGAGUUGCCAGAUCAAUUCGAUGGAAAACAAAGACCAGAUGUUGCUGUCUAUGACUAUAAAGAUGGAAAAAAACUUCUACUUGACGUUACCAUUGCUCAUCCUGCAGCUAGGAAGUACAUCUCUAAAAGUCAUUCAGUAGCAGGCUUUGCUGCUACAGAGAGAGAAAAGCAAAAGAACACAAAGUAUCUUUCUAAAUCUAGAGAGUUGGGGUAUCUUUUCAAACCGUUUGCAAUGGAAGUAUUUGGCCGAUGGAGUGAUUCAGCCCAAAAUUUUUUAUCGGAAACAUCAAAGUUCGCAGCUUCAUCUUUACAAAUAUCCAGCGCUGAGUUCCUCCACAUGUGGCGCCGACGCUUUGCCACGUGUCUUCAAAAAGAAAACGUUUCCAUCAUGUCAGAAAAGAUGAAAUCGCUUGUCCCAAAGACCACUGUGGAUGCCAACUUUCGUCAGAAGCAGCCUGUCAGAUGCUUUGGACUUGACUUUAGUUAAUUAAAGUAAUUACCAUAGU
Corticium candelabrum is the source of this 1284-nucleotide messenger RNA. RefSeq lists its product as uncharacterized. The coding region runs from base 144 to 1265 and encodes 373 amino acids. Lineage: Eukaryota; Metazoa; Porifera; Homoscleromorpha; Homosclerophorida; Plakinidae. The record is from RefSeq and is a predicted model, not a curated record. The transcript has a single exon.